Molecule: messenger RNA, 1378 nt
Organism: Arachis ipaensis
Lineage: Eukaryota; Viridiplantae; Streptophyta; Magnoliopsida; Fabales; Fabaceae
Source: RefSeq, a predicted model, not a curated record
GAAGGAGAUUGAUAAAAAAAAUAUUUACGGAUCUUUGGUGAAUACUAAGUGCAAAUAUAUAUAGCAAAUUGUUGCGGCAUGACCUCAAAUACAAUGGAAACAAGAACUACUCCAAAGCGGAGAAGACUGGUAAAACAGUAUCAAAGCAACAAGCAAUUCAUGUAGAAAAAUAUAGCAGAAAUUCAUAAGCAGCAGCAUUUUAUCUCUCCCAUGAUGGCUGGUGGUCAUGGAAAAAAGAGAGUGACUCUUAUGCCUUCUAAGCAAAGCACUCAAAAAGAAGUCCCAAUUUCCAAAAGAAUGAAAAGUACGCCGAACCAGAAAAUUAGAGCUAGUGAAGAAGAACCAGAAAAUCUUAAAAAGCGUCCAACCAUGGGUAUGGAUAAAUUUUUGGAGACACAUGGGAUUCAUUUGGAAAGAGAAGAUGACCAUUUUGAACCAAGUGUUGAAAAUGAAAGAUCUAUUCAGGAAAAACAACAAAAUCUUAGGAAGAUAAAUACAAAAUCAAGUUGUCAAGCCAUGGCACUUGAUACAUUUUUGGAGACAAAUGGGAUUCAUGUGGAAGGAGAGGAGGAACAUAGUGGAGCAAAUGCUAAUGAAGUUGGAGAUGAUGAUGAUGAUGAUGAUGAUGAUGAUUUCUCGGAUGAUGAGGACUAUGUUGGUGAAUAUGAUGAAGAUGCAGUUCUUCAUGGUGAUGACAAUUACCUUAUGGAAACUAACAAUGUUAAAGAUACUCCAAAGACUAGAAGGACACGAGAAAAAACAAGGUGUGCUAAAAUCCAUGCAAGAAGUUGGGAAGAAAGAGAAGAGGUGACUUUUUAUAAAGGACAAGCAGUGGGACCAACUCCAAGAAGAGUGAAGGACUUAACUUACUUUAUUGGAACAAUGGGAAGGAAUAGUGAUUUCAUAACAUUGAUGUACACUAGUUGAAAAGCUGUGCCCCUCAAAGUCAAAAAGCGCAUAUGGAAAUAUAUUAACAUAAGUGUUUUAUUUCUCAUCUAUUUUUUAUGAUCUGAAAUUUUCCAAUUUCGUAUGGUUUAGAUGUAGUUUUGUAAAAAUAUAUAGCUGCUGUUUUAUUCUACAGUUUUGUCUUUGUUUUUAGUGUUCUUGAAUUGUCAUUUACAAUUUUUGUUUUGUACUUUUUCGUAGUCAAAGUUCAUUCUUCCAAAAGAGGGAAAAGAGUGGGUGAUGACUGGUGUUCGAGAAGCUUGGAAAGGUUACAAAACAAGAAUCAAGGGAAAGCAUUUUGAGAGAUAUAACAACAUUGAAGAUAUGCUGAAAAAUCACCCUUUAGAUAUUCCAGAAGUUCAAUUUCAAAAGUUAAUUGCAUAUUGGAGUAUUCCUUCUGUUAAGGUGAGUUGUAGAAUAAAUAAUUCUGUUU